AUGUCGGGAAUUCAUAAAUAUUCAAGGGAGCUUGAAGUUGCUACAUUAGCAGUGAAAAGAGCUUCAGUCUUGACAAAGCAAUUGAGUGAUUCUAUCUCCCAGGCGAGAUUAGGAACUUUGACUAAAGAAGACAGCUCUCCAGUGACUAUCGGGGAUUUUGCAAGUCAGGCCAUAAUAAACCAUGCUUUAUAUGUAAACUUCCCCCAUGAUGAAAUUGUUGGCGAGGAGGAUUCUCGCGAUUUGAAAGAAAAUGGAAAGUUGGCCAAGCAAGUAUUCGAGUUGAUCGAAAAGGCUCAAUUGGAAACGAGUGAUUAUGAUAACGCAAUUGGACACUUGAAGGAUUUAGAAUCUGUUUUGGAAAGCAUUGAUUUGGGAAACUCCAAGGGAGGUUCAAAGGGACGGUUCUGGGCAUUGGACCCUAUCGACGGAACAAAGGGUUUCUUAAGAGGUGACCAGUUUGCCGUAUGUCUAGCUUUGGUUGAGGAUGGAAAAGUUGUUCUUGGAGUCAUUGGAUGUCCAAAUUUACCAAAGCAUAUCGAGUCAAACACCAAGCAUUUUGGACCUGUGGGCGGAUUAUAUUCCUCCAUUAAAAAUAUCGGCUCCUUUUAUUCACCCUUGUUUACACCGGGAUUUGAGAGCUUAGAGAAGCAGGAAAAGAUCGAAAUGACUCAACGUGACAGUCCAGAUGAGUUGAAAGUUGUAGAAGGCGUUGAAAAGGGACACUCAUCCCACUCCACACAAGCAAAUAUCAAGGCAAAAAUUGGUUUCAAUCCACAAACAGUUGUUGAACAAACCAUAAAUUUAGACUCACAGGUAAAGUAUUGCGUCCUCGCAAGCGGGCAAGCCGAUAUAUAUUUGAGGUUACCUAUAAACAACACCUAUAGAGAAAAAAUAUGGGACCAUGCUGCAGGAAACAUUUUAGUUUCUGAGGCAGGAGGGAAAGUCGGAGAUGUAUAUGGAGAACCAUUGGACUUUGGAAAGGGGAGACAAUUACCCUCGAUAGGAGUGAUAGCAGGUAAUAACAAAGUGUUUGAUAAAGUUGUUAGUGCAAUUAAGAGCGUAUGUGAGUAUUGA
This is a messenger RNA of Lodderomyces oxycetoniae, 1074 nucleotides long. RefSeq names its product Hal22p (gene HAL22). Bases 1 to 1074 code for a protein of 357 amino acids. Gene Ontology annotation, molecular function: 3'(2'),5'-bisphosphate nucleotidase activity. Gene Ontology annotation, biological process: phosphatidylinositol phosphate biosynthetic process; sulfate assimilation. The transcript has a single exon. NCBI's taxonomy places the organism in Eukaryota, Fungi, Ascomycota, Pichiomycetes, Serinales, Debaryomycetaceae. The record is from RefSeq and is a predicted model, not a curated record.